Messenger RNA from Gastrolobium bilobum, 2002 nucleotides. Its product is annotated as F-box/kelch-repeat protein At1g55270. The record is from RefSeq and is a predicted model, not a curated record. Gene Ontology annotation, molecular function: protein binding. NCBI's taxonomy places the organism in Eukaryota, Viridiplantae, Streptophyta, Magnoliopsida, Fabales, Fabaceae. Bases 333 to 1646 code for a protein of 437 amino acids. The transcript has 3 exons.
UGUCCUCUAAUGACAGUUAUACACAAUUUUUUAUUAAAUUUCUCAAAUUCACUGAAUUCAAUUAACAUUAAAAAAAAAGACAUAAAUUUUCUCAUAUCCCCAGGAAAGACAAUCACACAAUUUUUGUGAAGAAAAGCUUGUGGGUUCUCAACGAAAGGUGCAGGUGGAGAGUGACAGAGUUUCCGAGGUAAAAAUUCAAGCUUUUUUCUUCUACUUACUGGAUCGGAUUCCAAUAAUUGAAUGCUAGGUUCAAAAGGGGUUAUGUUGAUCUGCACCAAGAUGCUAAAUUUGCGUUGAAAAAACCAUUUCGUAUUCUAGACUAAGCUUUGGAGAUGAACCAGUUAGUUGAAAGCUCUGCAAAUGCUCAAAGGGUCUCUAGAGUUCAAGCUCCACUGGUUGACUCUGUUUCUUGCUAUUGUAAAGUAGAUUCAGGCCUGAAAACCGUUGCUGGGGCAAGGAAAUUUGUUCCAGGAUCAAAGCUAUGUAUCCAACCUGACAUAAACCCGAAUGCACAUAAGAGCAAAAACUCACGUAGAGAGAAGACAAGAUUUCAGCCUCCUCUCCUACCUGGUCUUCCUGAUGAUCUUGCAAUUGCUUGUUUGAUUCGUGUGCCUCGAGUUGAGCACAGGAAACUGCGUUUGGUUUGCAAGAGAUGGUAUCGCCUUCUGGCUGGAAACUUCUUUUAUUCACUCAGGAAAAGUCUGGGGAUGGCAGAAGAAUGGGUAUAUGUCAUCAAAAGAGAUCGUGAUGGAAGAAUUUCAUUGCAUGCUUUCGAUCCAAUCUACCAACUAUGGCAAUCCCUUCCACCUGUUCCUGGGGAAUAUUCUGAAGCAUUGGGAUUUGGCUGUGCAGUUCUUAGUGGUUGCCACCUAUACUUAUUUGGUGGAAGAGAUCCACUGAAGGGAUCUAUGAGACGUGUCAUUUUCUACAGUGCACGUACAAAUAAAUGGCAUAGAGCACCGGAUAUGCUUCGGAAACGUCAUCUGUUUGGUUCUUGUGUAAUAAAUAAUUGUCUCUAUGUUGCUGGUGGGGAAUGUGAAGGUAUUCAAAGAACACUUCGAUCUGCUGAAGUUUACGACCCGAACCGGAACAGGUGGAACUUUAUCUCUGAGAUGACCACAGCCAUGGUGCCCUUUAUUGGUGUUGUUCACAAUGGAACAUGGUUUUUGAAGGGACUUGGGUCGAAUCGCAAUGUUAUCUGCGAAGCUUAUUCACAUGAAACUGAUACAUGGACCCCAGUGAGUAAUGGAAUGGUCAAUGGUUGGCGUAAUCCUAGUAUUUCGCUGAAUGGACAACUCUUUGCACUUGAUUGCCAGGAUGGGUGCAAGCUCAAAGUAUAUGAUGGAGCAACAGAUUCAUGGAAGAAGUUUAUUGAUAGCAAGCUUCAUUUAGGUAGCUCCCGCACUUUAGAUGCUGCUGCUCUUGUUCCCCUUAAUGGAAAGCUAUGCAUUAUCCGCAACAAUAUGAGCAUCAGUCUAGUUGAUGUUUCAAGUCCAAACAAACGUGUGGAAAGCAAUCCUCACCUUUGGGAAAAUAUUGCUGGAAAGGGUCAUGCCAGGUCUUUAGUUAGAAAUUUAUGGUCAACUAUCGCCGGGCGUGGUGGUUUGAAGAGUCACAUUGUUCACUGUCAGGUUCUUCAAGCCUGAGAUCCAAAAUUUAUCUGAUAAUCUUGGUUAUAUACAGUUAGGGAAAUUGUUGCCUUUUUUUUUUGGAAAAUCAAUUGGGACAGGUUUAUGGGAAAGAGACUAUGCUUUUCUUGUAAAGAUGUGGUUAGUUGUUGACUUUGGCAAUAGAAUGAGGUCAUUCCUUUACAAUCAUGAAUAGGGAGCAGAUGUUGUAAAUGUUGUGCAAAAGCUGUUCCAGUGCAUGUUUUUGAAGACUAGAGAAGCUGUGAACUUUGAAUUAGUGAAGAGUUUCCCGUGAAUCUCAAAAUUAUAUUAAUCACUGUUGUAUUGUUCUCAAUCUUAAGAAAUGAUUGCACUUUUUAUUGGUUUAAGUAAUA